CGGCAGCUCAGUAGUGAGACUGACUCUGGCCAGAUUUACCCAGUAGAGGAGCACACCGGCGGACUGUUGAGACAUCAUGGGCAUCAAAUUCCUGGAGGUCAUAAAGCCAUUCUGUGCAGUGUUGCCAGAAAUCCAAAAACCCGAGAGAAAGAUCCAAUUCAGAGAAAAGGUAUUAUGGACUGCCAUCACUCUCUUCAUUUUCCUGGUGUGUUGCCAGAUCCCUCUCUUUGGCAUCAUGUCCUCAGACUCUGCAGAUCCGUUCUACUGGAUGAGAGUAAUUCUAGCCUCAAACAGAGGUACGCUGAUGGAGCUCGGUAUCUCGCCUAUUGUCACCUCAGGCCUGAUAAUGCAGCUGCUGGCUGGAGCAAAGAUCAUUGAAGUUGGAGACACACCAAAGGACAGAGCCCUUUUCAAUGGAGCUCAGAAAUUGUUUGGAAUGAUCAUCACAAUCGGCCAGGCCAUCGUAUAUGUGAUGACUGGCAUGUAUGGAGAUCCCUCAGAGAUGGGCGCUGGAAUCUGUCUGCUCAUCAUCAUUCAGCUGUUUGUAGCUGGGCUGAUUGUGCUGCUGCUGGAUGAGUUGCUCCAAAAGGGCUAUGGUCUUGGUUCAGGGAUCUCACUGUUCAUUGCUACCAACAUCUGCGAGACGAUCGUCUGGAAGGCCUUCAGCCCCACAACUGUGAACACUGGAAGAGGCACAGAGUUUGAGGGAGCAAUCAUUGCUCUUUUCCAUCUGCUGGCGACUCGGACAGACAAAGUGCGUGCUCUGAGAGAGGCCUUCUACAGACAGAACCUGCCCAACCUCAUGAACCUCAUCGCCACAGUAUUUGUCUUUGCUGUAGUGAUAUACUUUCAGGGAUUCAGGGUGGAUCUGCCCAUCAAGUCAGCUCGCUACCGUGGCCAGUACAACACCUACCCCAUCAAGCUCUUCUACACCUCCAACAUUCCCAUCAUCCUGCAGUCUGCCUUGGUCUCCAACUUGUACGUUAUCUCCCAGAUGCUCUCCACACGCUUCAGUGGCAAUUUCCUGGUUAAUCUGCUUGGAACUUGGUCUGACACUUCGUCAGGUGGUCCAGCCCGUGCCUAUCCUGUCGGUGGACUCUGUUACUACCUCUCCCCCCCAGAAUCAUUUGGCUCUGUUCUAGAUGACCCAGUCCACGCAGUCAUCUACAUUGUCUUCAUGCUCGGAUCAUGUGCCUUUUUCUCCAAAACCUGGAUUGAAGUCUCUGGCUCCUCUGCUAAAGAUGUGGCGAAACAGCUGAAGGAGCAGCAGAUGGUGAUGAGGGGACACAGAGAAACCUCAAUGGUCCAUGAACUGAACAGGUACAUUCCUACUGCUGCUGCCUUUGGUGGACUGUGUAUCGGUGGUUUAUCAGUGAUGGCGGACUUCCUCGGAGCCAUUGGCUCUGGUACCGGUAUCCUGCUGGCCGUCACCAUCAUCUAUCAGUACUUUGAGAUCUUUGUGAAAGAACAGAGCGAAGUAGGCAGCAUGGGGGCCCUGCUCUUCUAGAAAAGCCAAUAUCCUCCCACUGUCCACCAACUUUUAUUAGGAUCACCAACCUUGCAUUUAUUUUACAACCAUGUGAAGCGCCUGCAUCAUCAGUUCUCCACUUUCAGGAUGUGUGAGGAAUCUUUUCAUGAAUCUCAGCUGAAAUGCGAUGUUCUUAGGUGGUACGACUAUACAGCCUGUUGCUUCCUCCACAUAUCUUCCAAAAUAACACAAAGACAGACAUUUCAGUUGUACUUCAUCAGAUUUUCCAACUGACUCGAGAUUAAAGCUCCCCUAGUUUCAUUUAAAGGCUUCCUUUGUGUAUGAAACGAAGUCCUGCGGGAGUUUGGUUCUUUUUUCAGACUGACAAGAGAGCGCUUCAGUAUGCAGGCAUACUUGACUUGGAAGAUGGUGGUCAACCGCCAGCUGUGUGCGUACAAGCACGCGACCAUCUGCUUGGCGUCAUCUUAGUUUAUAUUUUUUUUGCUUUCAACUUUAUUUUAUUUUUCUGUUAACCUGCCAAUCAGGUAAAGGAAUGGACCAGGACCUGAACUGCCAGGCACUGAGUCCAGUAUUGUAUAUUUUCCUGAUUUUUGUGACCCCGUGAUAGGUUUUAUUUGAACAGGGUCUUGUAAGAAGAGGAAGCGGAGCUCACAUUGGGGUCCACCUGUCAAAUUUUUGAUGUUCAUCUUAUUUUUGUGAACAGUCAUUCAAUAUGAACCUGAAAAAACAACAACAAAAAAAACAAAAAGGGUCCACAUAGUCUUAAUGUAUGGCAUUCCCAGGGAGCUGCAGUAUUAACUCAAAUGUCACGUUCAUUCUUGUUACCCAUUUCCUAAUAUUUGUUUUGGAUUUUUAAUUGUCUGCUCCAAGCAUACUCUCAUUAAUCACUAUUUCAGACCCAACAAAUUAUGAUUUCUGUACAUAGGCUAUGCAUUGAAUAACUUUGAAUUUGUCUUAAGUGUAAGAUAAAGUCUUUUGAAUAUGUAAAAAUAAAUACAUUUCUGAACAAACUUAUAUAAAAACAUUCUCAAAAACUA
Seriola aureovittata is the source of this 2526-nucleotide messenger RNA. RefSeq names its product SEC61 translocon subunit alpha 1a (gene sec61a1a). The record is from RefSeq and is a predicted model, not a curated record. The coding region runs from base 77 to 1507 and encodes 476 amino acids. Gene Ontology annotation, molecular function: signal sequence receptor activity; transmembrane protein transporter activity; ribosome binding. NCBI's taxonomy places the organism in Eukaryota, Metazoa, Chordata, Actinopteri, Carangiformes, Carangidae. The transcript has 12 exons. Gene Ontology annotation, biological process: post-translational protein targeting to membrane, translocation; SRP-dependent cotranslational protein targeting to membrane, translocation. Gene Ontology annotation, cellular component: Sec61 translocon complex; membrane.